AUGUCGCGACAGCGCACCCCAUACGGCAGCGGCCUGGCGUCCUGCAGCUCCACCGCGGACGAGGUGCUGAAGCUGGUGCACCUGCUGCCGCCUGCCGUGCGUCAGCAGCUGAGGCAGCACCCAGAGCUGCCGCAGCUGCUGGAAGUGGUGAUGGACCUGGGGCGCCCGCCGCUGGCCCGCUUCCCCGGCGGCGACGUGCGGCUGGCAGAGGCGGCGGUGAGCCCUGAAGACCUCCAGUAUGCUGUGCGCCAGGUGGGGGAGUUUGGCGGGGACAACCGCGCCGGCAUCGACAAGACGCUGCACCGCAUCAGCUGCAUCCGCAACCGCGCGGGGCGGGUGGUGGGCCUGACGUGCCGCGUGGGGCGGGCCAUCUCAGGCAGCGCCGCCAUGGUGGCUGACCUUGCCAGGGACGGCAAGAGCGUGCUGCUGCUGGGCCGCCCCGGCGUGGGCAAGACGACCGCCAUCCGCGAGAUUUCACGUCUGCUGGCGGAUGAGUGCCAGCGGAGGGUGGUGGUGGUGGAUACCUCCAACGAGAUCGGCGGCGACGGCGACAUACCGCAUCCGGGCAUCGGCGGCGCGCGGCGCAUGCAGGCGCGCGCAGUGCCUCACCCCGAGCAGCAGCACCGGGUGAUGAUAGAGGCUGUUGAGAAUCACAUGCCUUCCACCAUAGUGAUUGACGAGAUAGGCACCGAGGCGGAGUGCCUCGCUGCCCGCACCAUCGCCCAGCGAGGCGUGCAGCUGGUGGCCACCGCGCACGGCAACGAGCUGGAAAACGUGGUGAAGAACCCGAGCCUGAACGACCUGGUGGGCGGCAUCGCCUCGGUCACGCUGGGAGACGACGAGGCCAAGCGGCGCGGGGUGCAGAAGUCGGUGCUGGAGCGCCAGAGCCCUCCCACCUUUGACGCCUGCGUGGAGAUGGUCAGCCGGGAGCAGUGGCGGGUGCACCUGGACGCGGCUCCUGCCCUGCUUGUGUCGCACCGCACAGUGCUGCUGCGGAGGGCUGAGGUGCGGGAGCGGGACGAGUCUGGCAAGGUGUGGAGCUGGCCAGAGGGCGGCGGCACCGACUCGGAAGACGAGGAGGCGCCCGAAGGCGGGGAGGCGGCGGCCGGCCGGCGCGGCGCCGGCGCCGGCCGCCGCCAGCAGCCGCGGCGGCAGCAGGUGGAGACGCAGCCCUUCCCGGCUGAGGCCCUCAGCGCCGCCCGCAUGGGCGCGGCCAUGCAGGCGGCAGAGGAGGCUGGGCUGGCGCUGCCCGCGGCGCUGCGAGCCGCAGAGUCCGGCGCCGGCGGCGCCGCAAGCCGCGGCGCGGCCAAGGCGGCCGGCGGCGGGCUUGGCGCCGGCGCCGGCCCGCCACCCACCAGCCUCGGCCUCCCCGCCAGCAGCAGCAGCAGCAGCGGCAGCAGCCGGAGCGGCGGCGGCGGCGGCAGCGGUGGCGGCCCAGCAGCCCUGCACGUGUAUCCCUUUGGCCUGGAUGGCGCCGGCAUUGCCGAGGUCGCAGAGUCGCUGGGGCUGGGCGGGCGGCUGGCGGUGGCGGAGCGCAUCCAAGAUGCAGACACGGUGCUGGCGCUGCGCAGCAAGAUCAAGAGCAGUGAGUGGCCCUCCGCUGCUGCUGCCGCUGCUGCCGCUGCUGCUGCCGCUGCUGUGUCUGCUGCCAAGUCUGCUGCGGUGCGGCUCCGCGUCUGCCGGAUCCGGCAUGCCAGCAGAGCAGCACAAGCAAAACCCGAGGAGCAGCAUGAGCAAGAUACCUGA
Chlorella variabilis is the source of this 1746-nucleotide messenger RNA. RefSeq lists its product as hypothetical. The transcript is spliced from 12 exons. The record is from RefSeq and is a predicted model, not a curated record. Lineage: Eukaryota; Viridiplantae; Chlorophyta; Trebouxiophyceae; Chlorellales; Chlorellaceae. The coding region runs from base 1 to 1746 and encodes 581 amino acids. Gene Ontology annotation, molecular function: ATP hydrolysis activity.